AUGGAACAGCACCACGCAAAUUCUACACCCGUUCAUCAACUUCCUUCCACAGCGUCGGCGAACACAGAAAGUGGUAAAUCCGGUACCAUCAGGAGACGUUCUUCGACUGCGAUAAGUGUUAAAUCUCAACCCGCCAAAAGACCUCUCAUACAACACGAAGACUGCGUCCAAUCGACAAGGGUAAAGCGUGUAAAAAAAUCACUGGAAAUGGAAGAGUUCAAGCUCGACGGCUCCGAAAACGCCAACCCACAGCCGACGAGCAAAACACCGACAACGUCGACCCCUGUCGUUUCAGGCCCAGCGACGCAUGAGUCCUCUGCCCAACCAUCGUGUAGCUCAGACGCAGAGACGACAGUCCCUGCUACAUCCAAGAUAAUGCGGGCCCGUUCAAUGUCCGCCCCAGCUGUUGGGCAGCAUCAGCUGACAGCAGCCGCAACAACGAUCUGUUGCCGGAAAAAUAUUGCGUCCCACAAGUCGAAGAAGGCUCUUAACGAGCCUCCGGUAAAUCUUAUUACUUUGAAGGAAUUAGAUUUGAAAGAAAUACUCAACAACCCCCGCCUCCGACACGACAUCUACUUCGACGCAGCCCUCCAUUUCCGACCAAACUUAGACGGCCAGCGAGGGCAGAAGAAGAAAGCACAGGCGGAUAACUAUUGGGAUAGCAUCGUGCGUGAGUGUGAAAAUUUGAGGAGGAAUCAGAUCGACCUGCAAAGAGGCGUCACAAACCGAUUGCAACCCAAAAGAUUGAUGCUACUCCUCGACACAAUGCGCGAUAUUUUGCUAAGUCUUGUCCCUUCUCGGGAUCAAAAAACGGUGGAGCAAGUCUUUGAUCAACAAUUAAUGAUCCAACAACUCGAGUAUGGCCUCCUCAAUUUCGAAAACUUAGCAACAUGGCUUGCUAGUCUUCUUAAGGCACAUUGCGCCCCCAUGAGAGAUGCGUGGGUAGAUGAUAUGGUUAGCAAGAUAAAAGAUGGUGUUACGCGCGAUAGUCCACGAUUAUUAGUCGACGGCCUUCGAUCGGUUUUCGGAAUACUCGAGGCCAUGAAACUUGACGUUGCCAAUCACCAAAUAAGAACGCUCAGACCAUAUCUCGUCAGCACUGCAGCCGAAUUCGAGAGAGAACACUUCCAAAAAAGGAUCCAAAAAGGGACACUCUGUAUUUCGGAAACCCAGGAUUGGUACCAUCAAUUGGCUGCAAAACGCAAAUCCCCUAACGAGACUCCUGAUUACCUCUCGAUACUCACAAUUGGCGUACUUGAACGACUAAGCCCUUCAAAACCACACAUAAAACCGCCCGCUACAUUCACAUUCGACCUGGAAAGACUAGAAGCAAUCAGAUUCGACGUAAGAGAGGAUGUGAAUAUGAAAACCUGCCUUCUUCUGUUCCGCAGCCUCGUUUCUGGUUUAAAUAAGUCACUAGAGGUGGAUAGAGAUGCCUACGUAGCACUCACCACCGCAAUACAGGCUAUCAACGGAGAUGAAGAGGUUGCUGAACGCUGGCAGCGUAACUCCUCCGCUCUAGCCUUACAAAUCGCGCAGUCCGCAACUGCAUUUGCUUCCGGGAAACCAAUUUCGAAAUCGUUCCCAGAUGCAAAAAUCGUCAAAUUUGCUGAGAAUUGGCUUGGACAACAUCUACGAUCACAGUCGCCUCUUUAUCAAUCCUUCGAGCAAAAGAUAAUCGAAGCGGUUGCACUAAAGACACAGGUGAUACUCAAAGCAUGGGCACACCACAAAGCACCAAACUUUGAACAGGUCCCUGACACUGUUAUGGGACUGCCUGCCGAUUUUGCAUCAAUCCCACAAAGGCUUGCCAAGAUCCUUAAUCUUCACUGGCGGGUUUUUGAGAGGCUAUACAUAUCAGCAGCAAAUACCCCUGUUUCGGGCCAUAAGGGUGACAUUGCCUUAUCCGUAGACCAACCUGAAAGCACAUCCUCCGAUACCUCCGAUACCGUUACCCUCAGCAAAAAAAACUAUCCCACGGAUUAUCGGACGUAG
Orbilia oligospora ATCC 24927 is the source of this 1995-nucleotide messenger RNA. RefSeq lists its product as uncharacterized. The record is from RefSeq and is a predicted model, not a curated record. The coding region runs from base 1 to 1995 and encodes 664 amino acids. The transcript has 2 exons. Lineage: Eukaryota; Fungi; Ascomycota; Orbiliomycetes; Orbiliales; Orbiliaceae.